Molecule: messenger RNA, 1145 nt
Organism: Venturia canescens
Lineage: Eukaryota; Metazoa; Arthropoda; Insecta; Hymenoptera; Ichneumonidae
Gene: cyp33
Product: cyclophilin-33
Exons: 4
Coding region: 163-1059 (298 amino acids)
Biological process (GO): protein peptidyl-prolyl isomerization; protein folding
Cellular component (GO): intracellular membrane-bounded organelle
Molecular function (GO): peptidyl-prolyl cis-trans isomerase activity; RNA binding
Source: RefSeq, a predicted model, not a curated record
UCACGAGCACAAAUAAGUUGCUUCAACUGCGACUGUACAGCACAAUCAUAUGUUUGCCAGUGUUAUGUCCAUUCGCGUGUAUAUAUUGUUGAUCAACAAUCCAAGCUAUCUUUCAUAUACAUGAUAUCACACAAAAUCCAAGUUAUCAAUUGUUACUAAACAAUGAAUAACACAAAACGAACGAUAUACGUAGGUGGCCUUGCGGAGGAAGUUGACGAAAAAGUACUCCACGCAGCAUUCAUUCCUUUUGGAGAAAUUGUUGAUGUCCAAAUCCCUUUGGAUUAUGAGUCAGAAAAACAUCGUGGUUUUGCAUUCAUAGAGUUUGAAGUUGCUGAAGAUGCAGCUGCAGCAAUAGAUAAUAUGAAUGAUUCAGAAUUGUUUGGCAGAACGAUAAGAGUUAACAUUGCAAAACCACAAAAGAUAAAAGAGGGAUCCUCGAAGCCAGUGUGGGCGGAUGAUGUUUGGCUGCAGGAGCAUGCCGGAGAAACACUUACGACAGACGAAUCUGGAACGGGUGCGGCAACCACUGCAACAAAUGAAACACCACCACAAAAGAAAAGUAAACAGAAUCCACAGGUUUACCUGGAUAUAAGUAUCGGGAAGCAAGAAUUGGGCAGGAUAAUAAUCAUGUUGAGGACUGAUAUUGCUCCAAAAACUGCUGAGAAUUUUCGAUGCCUCUGCACCCAUGAGAAAGGCUUCGGUUACCAAGGCAGUAUUUUCCAUCGAAUUAUUCCAGAUUUUAUGUGUCAGGGUGGCGAUUUCACGAAUCACAAUGGAACUGGUGGGAAAUCAAUUUAUGGUAAUAAAUUCGAAGAUGAAAAUUUUGAGCUCAAGCAUACAGGUCCAGGAACUGUAUCAAUGGCGAAUUCGGGACCAAAUACGAACGGCUCCCAAUUCUUUCUGUGUACCGCACGUACAGAUUGGCUCGAUGGAAAACACGUAGUUUUUGGUCACAUCAUAAGCGGUCUUGAUGUGCUUAAAAAGAUGGAAAAGUGCGGUAGCAAAUCAGGGACACCCUCACAAAAAGUUGUUAUCAGCGCGUGUGGCGAAUUGUCUUGAUGAUUAAUUAUAUUUAUAACUAUUUAAUUGUACAUCAAGCUCGACUGUAUUUUUUAACUGAGUGAGUAAAACUAAUUAAUAACCAA